CCAUGUUUUCAAGGUCCUCCGCCACCUCCAUGUUUUCGGGGUCCUCCUCCACCCGCCUUUGUAGUAAAUCGUGGUCCACCUCUUCCAAGAUACAACUAUCCAUUGAUUUUCCCAAGGGAAGAUGAUGUACAAAACUCGCCAUAUCAGGCAAAUGAGAAAUAUCACCGUGUGAAUGAUGACCAUCCACGGCCUACAACUCAGGCUCCGUGGCACAGCUCACAUGUGCUGCCUCAAAACAGGUUUAACCCUCAGGGUAGUGGUUUUACAGAGCCAUCUCCAAAACCUCCUUUUGAAUCCUCACAAGUAUAUCAGCAGCGGGAAGACUUUCAUGAUCAAAAAGGUAGACAUUUCAGUGAAAUAAGAUUACCCCAAGGUGGCAAUAUGUUUCAUGAACAAUAUCCUAGUUCCAGGGAUGAAGCUAAAUGUACAGAUUUGAAAAGAAAACUGGUGCUUUUAAGGGGUGUCCCUGGCUCGGGGAAAAGUACACUAGCACGUAUUCUGCUUGAACAGUCUCCUGAUGGCAUUGUCUUCAGCACUGAUGAUUACUUCUGCCAGGAAAAUGGAUAUGCAUAUGAUGUGAAACUGCUGGGAGAUGCACAUAACUGGAAUCAGAACAGAGCCCAGAGAGCAAUGGAUGAUGGGAGGUCACCUAUUAUAAUUGAUAACACAAAUAUCCAGGCCUGGGAAAUGAAACCGUAUGUACAAAUGGCUUUAGACAGAGGUUAUGCUGUUGACUUCCUUGAACCGAAUACAUGGUGGAAACUAGACCCACAUGAAUUGGAAAAGAGGAAUACCCACCGAGUGCCCCGUGAGAAGAUUUCACAGAUGUUGGAACGCUUUGAGCAUGAUAUGAAUGUUGGAGUAGUUAUGAACUCGUUGUUGAACCUCGUCGUGUACGCCACAGACGUCCCCCUGCAGAGGACAGGCAGAGGUGGGGAGCCUCUGUAGACUAUACACUACACAGCCCAUCAUUCCAGAUCAGAUAG
Staurois parvus is the source of this 986-nucleotide messenger RNA. Lineage: Eukaryota; Metazoa; Chordata; Amphibia; Anura; Ranidae. The record is from the annotation of a GenBank genome assembly.